Messenger RNA from Xyrauchen texanus (razorback sucker), 1725 nucleotides. It is a transcript of the gene adprm, whose product is annotated as ADP-ribose/CDP-alcohol diphosphatase, manganese-dependent. The coding region runs from base 143 to 1117 and encodes 324 amino acids. Lineage: Eukaryota; Metazoa; Chordata; Actinopteri; Cypriniformes; Catostomidae. The transcript has 3 exons. The record is from RefSeq and is a predicted model, not a curated record. Gene Ontology annotation, molecular function: ADP-ribose diphosphatase activity; CDP-glycerol diphosphatase activity; manganese ion binding.
CAUUAUAUUAUAAACUCUGUAAACACUCUUCUGAACACUGGCUGCAUUGAAGCUGUAUGUUCGGAAUUUCACUAAAUUAGCUACCCAUUCACGCAGCGCUAGCACUGUCGGUACUGUACAUCCACAGACCGCUAGAGCAGAAAUGGAGGAUUGCAAGCGACCGGUGUUUACUUUUGGAAUAAUAGCUGACAUUCAAUACGCAGACAUAGACGACGGCUUAAACUUCCGGAGAACAAGGAAACGCUAUUAUAGGAAUAGUCUUCAACUGCUGCGUAAUGCGAACCAGUGUUGGAACAAGGAGCACAUCAAACCCGGCUUUAUUCUUCAGCUCGGGGACAUUAUAGAUGGUUACAAUAAGAAUUAUGACGCUUCGGAUCGAGCCCUAGAAACAGUUGUCAAUGAAUUUAACAACAGUUCACUAGAGGUUCAUCAUGUGUGGGGUAAUCACGAGUUUUACAACUUCAGCAGAAAAACACUUUUCGCCUCUCCAGUAAACAGCGGAGCACCAACCGAAUCCGGAAGUAGCCUUAUUGGUGACGAAAUUUAUGCGUAUCACUUCAGCCCCGCCCCCAAGUUUCGAUUUGUAGUUCUUGAUGCGUAUGACAUGAGCAUCAUCGGAAGAGAUCCGUCCAGUGAAAAGUACAAUACGUCAAUGAAACUGUUGAAGGAACACAACACCAAUCCUGAUCUCAACAUCUCUCCAGUGUGUAAGGGGUUAGAACAAAGGUUUGUGAAAUUUAAUGGAGGAUUCAGUCAAGAACAGCUUGUGUGGCUUGAUGAAGUCUUAUCCCUUGCUGACCAGAAACACGAGAAAGUAACUAUCGUGAGUCAUCUUCCUGUUCACCCAGACUCUACGGACCCAAUUUGCCUUGCUUGGAACUACGAUGCGAUGCUCUCUAGUCUUCACUCUCAUAAGAGUGUGGUUUGCUUCAUGGCGGGACAUGACCAUGAUGGAGGAUAUCACAGAGAUGUGUCUGGAAUUCACCACCUUACACUGGAAGGGGUGAUUGAAACUUCUCCAGACAGUAAUGCCUAUGGGACUGUUUAUGUCUACGAGGAUCAGAUGGUUCUGAAGGGCAGUGGAAGGAUAUCAGACAGAAAUCUCAAGUAUCCAUGAGCCCUUGUAUGACAGAGAAUACAAUCAUUGUCAGUAACUAUUGUGAAUGAAAAUAAACAUGCCAUUUUGCAUGACAAUAUAAAUUAUACUUACAUUUUAGUGUUAAGUUAUAUUUGAUAAAUAUGUUCAUAAAAUGAUGUUCCAUUUAGAAAGAACAAGGUGAUUUAAUAUCCUCUGUAUCAAUUAGAAAUACUGUAUAUGUGUAGUUGAUGCAUAAUGUCCAUGGAGGUUUGUAUUUAUUUAUUUUAUCAAGAUUUUAGGUUAGAAUGUAUAUUCUGUGUAGCCUAUAUCUUAGGCCCAGUGCUGGUCCCCAUUUCUUUUAAGAUUGUGUAUACUUGAUUCUGUCACUAAUUUAUUUAAAGUUCCUGCAGUGUGACAAAUACAUUUUUAAAAGUAUUUAGUUUAAGUGUCUGAGGUAGAGCUGAAUGGCUUGAAAUGUUAAUUGUGUGAUUCUCACAAAACCUGUCAAGAAAAAUUCCUGGUCCUAUUUUACACUAAAAUCAAUAAGAAAUUACAUUUUGCUUUAAAGAAAUUGAAGCCUAUAUUUUUGGGCCAAUACAGUAUUUGUUAUUAUAAUUGUACAUUAUUUCCAUGACAGUUAUGCUCAA